AUGGCUGAAAUAGUUCUCUACGACACCGUUGGGAGCAUCAUUAGGAGUUUGGGCUCUCUUGCUCUCCAAGAGAUUGGAGUGUUAUGGGGUUUCAAAGAUGAGCUUCGAAAGCUCGGGGACACCAUUUCCACCAUCCAAGCUGUGCUUUUGGACGCGGAGGAGAAGCAGGCCUACAACCACGCUGUCAAAGAUUGGCUUCGAAAGCUCAAGGAUGCCAUGUAUGACGCCGACGACUUGCUAGAUGACUACUCCACUCAACUUCUACGCCGACAAGUGAUGACACGGGAUAAGAAGAUGGCAAAACAGGUACGCAUCUUCUUUUCCAAAUCGAACCAGCUUGUAUAUGGCUUUAAAAUGGGUCAUAGGAUCAAGGCAGUUAGGGCGAGACUGGAUGAAAUUGCAACUGAUAGGAUCAAAUUUGGUUUCAAUGAGUACACCACAACGACACAGUUUGAGCAUAUGAAAAGACAAGAUACACACUCAUUUGUACAUGGGGAAGAUGUCAUUGGGAGAGAGGAUGAUAAGGAGUCUAUUAAAAAGCUGUUAUUCGAUCCCAAUAUGAAUGAGAAGAAUGUUUCCAUAAUUCCCAUAGUUGGGAUUGGUGGACAAGGAAAAACCACACUUGCACAGUAUGUGUACAACGACGAGGAGGUUCAAAGACAUUUUGACCUGAGGAUGUGGGCAUGUGUCUCUGACCCUUUUGACCUGAAAACUAUCGUUGUAAAGCUCAUAGAAUCUGCGACUAAGGAGAGACCUAAAAGCCUUGAGAUGGAUCCAUUGCAAAGUGAGCUUCGAGCAAAAAUUGAUGGGAAGCGAUAUUUACUUGUUUUAGAUGAUGUGUGGAAUGAGAAUCAUGGUACAUGGUCCAACUUGGAAAAGUUGUUAGUGGGUGGCCUGAGAGGAAGCAAAGUUUUGAUUACUACACGUAGCGAAAAGGUUGCAGAGAUUACAGGUACAGUUUCACCAUAUCCUUUGAGAGGUUUAUCUGAAAACAAUUCUUGGAAUUUAUUUAAGAAAAUGGCAUUUAAAGACGGGGAAGAGCCAAAUAAUCCAAAGCUAGUAGAAAUUGGAAGGGAGAUCAUACAAAAGUGUGCACAAGUUCCUCUUGCUAUAAGGAGCAUUGGGAGUCUAUUAUAUUUCAAAAAUUCAGAAGAUGAUUGGUUGUACUUUAAAAACCAUGAACUUUACAAAAUAACUCAACAAGAAAAUGAUAUUUUUCCAAUACUUAAGUUGAGUUAUGAUCAUCUCCCAUCACACUUGAAGCAAUGUUUUGCCUUUUGUUCGUUGUUCCCAAAAGAUUGUGAAAUUGAAAUGAAGGUGUUGAUUCAGUUAUGGAUAGCUCAAGGCUUUCUUCAUUCAUCAUAUGGAAAUAGGCAUCUUGAAGAUAUUGGUCGCGAAUAUUUUAUGGAUUUGCUUUGGAGGUCGUUUUUCCAAGACGUACAAAGAAAUAUAUUUGGUGAAAUAGAAAAGUGCAAAAUGCAUGACCUUAUUCACGAUCUUGCACAGUCAGUAGCAGGUGAGGAGUGCACAAUUUUAUAUCCAGAUAGAGAAAAAGUAGUUGAAAGAACUCGUCAUGUGGCAUUUCAUUCUUCAAAUUCAUUACCGGAUAUUCCUACUCUUUUGCCCAAGCCUAACAAAAUGAGAACACUUCUUCUAGGCAUUCCAAUACUUCCAACUCUUUGUGAUGAUCUUAACUUGUACAAUGCGGUACUUGAGUUGAAUAAGCCAGUCUCUAAUACACUUAUUUCAAGUUUUAAAUGCUUGCGUGCUUUGAAUUUGAGUCGGUCGAGUAUUCAAAAAGUGCCAAAUUCCAUUGGCAAGUUAGUGCAUUUAAGAUUUCUAGAUCUGUCUAGGAAUGAAGAUAUCAAACUACUCCCCGCUUCUAUAACUAAAUUGCAGAAUUUGCACACACUAAAACUUGAGUAUUGUUUUAAACUUACAGCAUUGCCAGAAGACACUAGAAACUUGAUCAGCCUCAGGCAUCUUGAGUUAGGAGGGUGUAAUAGCUUGACUCAUAUGCCUUAUGGACUAGGAAAGUUGACCGCUCUCCAAACACUGUCGCUAUACAUUUUAGGGCAGAAAAAAAGUUCUCUCCCCAAGACAAAGGGUGGGCUAGGGGACCUGGAUAGUUUAGAUGAGCUGAGAGAAGUAUUGCAGAUCAAGGGUUUAGAGCACUCGAGAUCUUCUCCAUUAGAAGCAAAGGCUGCAAACUUGGAGAGGAAGCGACAUAUUCAAUGGCUGAUGUUAAAGUGGGACCCAGAAUCUAGUGAUGAAAGUGAUAAGGCAAUUGUAAAUGAUGAACAACUGUUGCAAAACCUUCGGCCACACCUAAAUUUGAAAUUCUUAACUAUAGAUGGGUAUGCAGGUGUGACGUUAUCUAGUUGGGUGCCCUCACUCUCAAAUUUGACUGUUAUUGUAAUAGAGAAUUGUAAGUGGCUUCAACAUAUCCCACCAUUCCCUUUGUUGAGGGGUGUUUAUCUUAAAAACUUGAAUGAGUUGGAGUACAUAAGCAAUGAUGGUAGUUACGUGUCCUCUUCUCCCCUCAAAAUUCUCAUACUUAUUAAUUUGCCAAAGUUGAGGGGAUGGCGAAAGAUGUGGGAAACAGAUCAUCUUCCAUUAUUCCCUUCAUUUCCUUCCCUUUCUUAUUUAUGUAUCAAGAAUUGCCCUAUAAUGCCCCUAGCAACAGGGAACAAAACAACACCCUCCUCUUCUUCUCUCCUUUCCGAUCUCUCCAAAUUGAAGCAUCUUUAUCUUGUGGAAUUAGAGCAACUUGAAUAUCUGCCACUAGAGUGGUUGCAAAACCUCACUUCUCUUAAGACCCUUGGGAUUUGGGAUUGUCGUAAAAUGAGAAUAUCAAUUUCUCCACUCUUUCAACAUCUCACCUCACUUGAGAAUCUAUCUAUUCUUCGCUGCAAAGAACUUAUCAACAAUGAGAAUGAAGAUGGCGCACAUGGCCUUGGACCUACAAGAUUUGGUCAUCUAUCUAUCGUAGGCGUUCCAAAUUUGGUUUCUCUCCCAAGAGAGCUUAGAGGUGUUACCACUCUGCAAGGGCUUCAAAUUAUGGAUUGCCCUAGUUUGGUGUCUUUACCGGAGUGGAUAGGCGAUCUCACUUCACUUCAGGAACUUGAAGUCAUAAAUUGUCCCAAUUUAAUAUCAUUGCCCGAAGGUAUGCACCGCGUCACCUCUUUAGGUCGUUUGACAAUUACAAAGUGUCGUUCCUUGGAGGAAAGAUGUGAACAAGGAACAGGAGAGGAUUGGCCAAAGAUUGCUCACGUCCCAAACUUUCAUAAUGGCGGCGAUGGUCAUCUUAAAGAUUGGAAAGCAAGCCAAACUCGCCAAAUGUAUCAGGAAAUAUAUAAGGUUUUACAUAUAGUCGCUUCUUGAGACCUUGCCGACAAUCAGAUUGGUGCAAAGCUCUAGCAUUUAUAAAACAAUUGAAGCACUGCCAUAAAUGGAUUUAAGAUUUGGAGCCAAUUCAAAACUUCUUUAAUCUGCAGCUAUAUGCAUUACGUUGAGAAGUCGGGAAUUUGAGAUGAAAAAAAUAAGCAAAAUCUAUAUGAUCCCCGGAAUAUCAUCUUAAGGAUUGGUCUUUUAAUUAUCACAAGGUGCUGAAAGCUGAAGCAGUAGAUAUUAGACUUGGAGUAGAUCAGGAGGCAUUUGUGAAAAGUGUGCUCCAGGUCACUUGCUGAAUUGCUGAAAAAGAGACAAUUCCUCUUAUAAGUGUUGGCCUGUAACUUUUAUUUGUCUUUGCCCCUGAUCCAAUGUUCCAUCUCCUCUUGCCUUGGAAUUGUAUCCUUUUCACUUAACUCGCUCCUUCCUUGAUCGCCGAAAAAGUCUCAUUUCACAACAGAGGCCAAGAAAUGAGCUUUAAAAUGAAGGUCUUCUUUUUUUCCCUUUUGAAGGAAACCCAGGGAAAGAGGUAGAGCUGGAAGUGGUGCCCCCUCAAGAGUCAUUUGGCGGAGACGUGCAUAAAAAAUCAUCAAUUCAUGAAGUGGACCUGAGAAUCAUUGGGGGGAUUUCUACAAUAUUCUCGGAUAUGUCAACCUCACUUGUACACAAAACAAUGGAAACUAUACAGAGCACUUUCAUGAUAAGGAAGAUCGGGUUUCUUCCACUUGCUUGGCAUUUUAAUCCCAAAAGACAGUGAGAAUGCUUGCUUGUCUUCAAGUGAAAUCGGUUGUUGUGCUCCAAGGGUACUGACUGGAAAUGAAGAUCAUGUUUUUAAUAUCAAUAUUUAUUUGCAGGAAAGCUACGGCUGAAAUAUUGUGUAUGCAGUGCUUGAAAAUUCAGCCUGUUGGGCCAGGUUGCUCAAUUUCUUCUUGUACUAUACAUGGCAAAUUUUAAAAUGAUAAAAG
This is a messenger RNA of Corylus avellana, 4355 nucleotides long. NCBI's taxonomy places the organism in Eukaryota, Viridiplantae, Streptophyta, Magnoliopsida, Fagales, Betulaceae. The record is from RefSeq and is a predicted model, not a curated record.